AUGACAGAAGCCCUGCCGAUUCGCUUCCAGGAGCACGUCCAGCUUCAAAACCUGGGCAUCAAUGCUGCCAGUAUUGGCUUCAACACUCUUACACUCGAAUCCGACAGGUUUAUCUGUAUCCGUGAGACAACGGGCGAGCAGAAUCUGGUCGUCAUCGUCGACCUCACAGAUCCUACUAAUGUGAUCCGUCGACCCAUCACAGCCGAUUCGGCCAUUAUGAACCCUGCUAGCAAAGUUAUCGCUCUCAAAUCCGGAAGACAGCUUCAGAUUUUCAACUUGGAGAUGAAGAGCAAAGUAAAGUCGCACUUGAUGCACGAGGAUGUCGAGUACUGGAAGUGGAUCUCACCCAAGGCACUCGCGCUCGUUACAGGAACUUCGGUUUAUCACUGGUCCAUGGAGGGCGAUUCACAACCAGUCAAGCUCUUUGAUCGCCAUGCCAGCUUGAGCGGGAAUCAGAUCAUCAACUACCGCGUCAACUCGGAUGAAAAGUGGAUGCUUCUCGUCGGUAUUUCGUCGCAGGGCGGCCGCGUUGUUGGAGCAAUGCAACUUUAUUCGAAAGACCGCGGGGUCAGCCAGCCAAUCGAGGGUCACGCUGCAGCAUUCGCCGAGUUAAAGCUAGACGGAGGCAACUCGCCAACAAAGCUGUUUGCUUUCGCUGUUCGCUCUGCCACGGGCGCCAAGCUGCAUGUCGUUGAAGUCGACCACAAGGAUGGAAAUCCAGCAUACCCCAAGAAGGCAGUCGACGUAUACUUCCCCCCAGAGGCAAGUGGCGACUUCCCAGUGGCCAUGCAGAUCAGCCAGAAAUACGGCAUCAUUUUCCUCGUCACGAAGUUCGGAUUCAUUCACCUUUACGAUCUGGAGACUUGCACCUGCAUCUACAUGAACCGCAUUAGUGGUGAAACUAUCUUUGUCACAGCAGAGCACGAGGCAACGAACGGAGUCAUUGGUGUGAACCGCAAGGGUCAGGUUCUGUCUGUAAGCGUGGACGAGAACAAUCUUGUGCCUUACAUCGUCCAGACUCUUGGAAACGCGGAGCUGGCCCUUAAGAUUGCUUCCCGCAGUGGUCUGCCUGGCGCCGACGAUCUGUACAUGCAACGCUUCCAACAGCUCUUCCAAUCAGGCGACUAUGGCCAAGCUACCAAGAUGGCCGCAACCUCACCAAGGGGUAUCCUUCGCACACCUCAAACUAUCGAGCGCUUCAAACACCUCACCGUGGCUGCUGGACAGGUGCCUCCAAUCCUGCAAUACUUUGGAAUUCUCUUGGAGAAGGGCGAACUUAACAAGCACGAGUCACUGGAGCUCGCCAAGCCCGUUCUUGCUCAGGGCCGUAAGCAGUUGCUGGAGAAAUGGCUCAAGGAAGACAAACUAGAAUGCAGCGAGGAGCUCGGCGAUAUUGUCAAGCAGCACGAUCUCAACCUUGCACUUUCGGUCUACCUCCGCGCUAAUGUCCCUAACAAGGUCAUUGCCUGCUUUGCGGAGACGAAGCAGUACCCCAAGAUCAUUUUGUACGCUAAUAAGGUUGGCUACACACCUGAUUACGCAGUUCUUCUCCAGCACGUCAUGCGCAUGGACCCCGAGAACGGCACUGAGUUUGCCACUUUGCUUGCCAACAACCAAGCCGGACCUCUAGUUGAUCUAGAGAAGAUUGUUGAUGUGUUCAUGUCCCAAAACAUGAUCCAACAGGCUACUGCCUUCCUGUUGGAAGCUCUCAAGGACAAUUCGCCACAACACGCCCACCUUCAGACCCGACUGCUCGAGAUGAAUCUCAUGCACGCCCCUCAGGUGGCCGAUGCCAUCCUUGGCAAUGAGAUGUUCACUCACUAUGACCGUGCUUCGAUCGCCACCAUGUGCGAGAAGGCUGGACUUUAUCAGAGGGCUUUGGAGCACUACACCGAGAAUGCAGAUAUCAAGCGCGUCUUGGUCCAUACCCACUUACUCUCCCCCGACUUUGUUGUUGCCUACUUUGGCCGACUCUCUGUCGAGCAGUCUAUUGAGUUCUUGCGUGAGAUGCUGAACGUGAACAUGCGACAGAACUUGCAGAUUGUCGUCCAAGUCGCCACCAAGUACUCAGACCAGCUGGGGGCUUCCAACCUCAUUGGGUUGUUCGAGUCCUUCAAGACGUUCGAGGGUCUGUAUCACUACUUGGGCGCGAUCGUCAAUAUAAGCCAGGAUCCCGAGGUCAUCUACAAGUACAUCGAGGCGGGCUGCAAAACUGGUCAGAUGAAGGAGGUUGAGCGCAUCUGUCGUGAAAGCAACUACUACAACCCUGAGAAGGUCAAGAACUUCCUCAAGGACGCCAAGUUGUCGGACCAGCUGCCUUUGAUCAUUGUCUGCGACCGCUUUGACUUUGUGCAUGACUUGGUCCUUUACCUUUACCAGAACAACCUGUCCAAGUACAUUGAGACCUAUGUUCAGAAGGUCAACCCAUCAAGGACACCUGUGGUCAUCGGAGGUCUCUUGGAUGUCGGUUGUGACGAGAAUGUGAUUAAGAACUUGCUGCUGUCUGUGCGUAGCGACAUGCCUGUUGCUGAGUUGGUGGACCAGACUGAGAAGCGCAACCGUCUGAAACUCAUCCUUCCGUGGCUUGAGGUCAAGGUCAACGAGGGCAGCCAGGAUCCUGAGGUCUACAACGCCAUUGCCAAGAUUUACAUCGACAGCAACAACAACCCCGAGCCCUUCCUCAAGAACAACGCUUUCUAUGACUCCAGAACCAUCGGAAAGUACUGCGAGAAGCGUGAUCCCUACCUUGCCUUUAUCGCCUACGAGAGAGGACAGUGCGAUAUCGAGUUGAUUGACAUCACAAACAACAACUCGAUGUUUAAGCACCAGGCCCGUUAUCUUGUUAAGCGUCGCGAUGCUGGACUGUGGGCCCAUGUUUUGAGCAACGAUAACCCCAGCAGACGUGCCCUGAUCGACCAAAUCGUUGCUACUGCUCUUCCCGAGACUCAGGACCCCGAAGAUGUCUCGAUCACAGUUAAGGCGUUCAUGGCGGCAUACCUCCCCAACGAGCUGAUCGAAUUGCUGGAGAAGGUUGUGCUCGAGGGCUCUGCUUUCAGCGACAACCGCAACCUUCAGAACCUCUUGAUCCUGACCGCCAUUCAGGCGGAAAAGACGAAGGUCAUGGGAUACAUUAAUCGUCUCGAGAACUUUGAUGCAGCCGAUAUUGCUGAGCACGCUAUCCGCGGCGGGCUUUAUGAGGAGGCCUUUGUUAUCUACAAGAAACAUGAUGCUCAUGCCAGCGCCAUCAACGUUUUGAUCGAGCACAUUGGCAGUAUUGAUCGCGCCUACGAAUAUGCCGAGAAGACCGAUACCCCUGAAGUCUGGAGCCGUCUCGGUAAAGCUCAGUUGGAUGGCAUGCGCAUCAAGGAGGCCAUCGACUCUUAUAUCCGUGCCAACGAUCCUGCCAAUCAUGUCGAGGUUAUUCAGUUUGCAUCCCGUGCCGAUAAGUACGAAGAUCUGGUCCGAUACCUCCAGAUGGCUCGCAAGCAUUCCCGCGAACCCUACAUCGAGAGUGAGCUCUUAUUUGCCUAUGCCAAGACAGGUCGCAUUGCUGACAUGGAGGAGCUCCUCAACGGCCCCAACGCCGCUCAAGUCCAGGCCAUUGGUGAUCGCUGUUACGAGGAGAAGAUGUACGAGGCCGCGAAGAUCCUGUAUUCGAACAUCUCGAACUGGGCUCGUCUUUCUACUACAUUGGUUCAUUUGGGAGAGUACCAGGCCGCGGUUGAUGGUGCCCGCAAAGCCAACAGCACCAAGGUCUGGAAGGAUGUCAAUGCCGCCUGUAUCGAGCGUAAGGAGUUCCGCCUGGCCCAGGUCUGCGGUCUGUCCCUGGUUGUUCAUCCCGAGGAGCUGGAGGAUUUAAUCCGCCUGUACGAGCAUCAGGGGUACUUUGACGAAUUGAUGGCGUUGCUUGAGGCCGGUCUGGGCUUGGAGCGCGCGCAUAUGGGCAUGUUUACCGAGCUGGCCAUUCUCUAUGCUCGCUACCGUCCCGAACGUAUGAUGGAGCAUCUCAAGAUCUUCUGGUCGCGUAUCAAUAUUCCCAAGGUCAUUACGGCUUGCGAGCAAGCUCACCUUUGGACGGAACUCGUCUUCUUGUAUGUCCAUUAUGACGAGUAUGAUAACGCCGCCAUCACAAUGAUGAAGCAUUCCCCGGAUGCCUGGGAGCAUGGUGCAUUCAAGGAGGUCAUUGUCAAGGUCUCGAACCUGGAGAUUUAUUACAAGGCCCUUCGUUUUUACCUGGAUGAGCAGCCCAUGCUCUUGAACGAUCUCCUGGCUGUUCUUGUGCCCAGAAUCGACCACAACCGUGUUAUUCAGAUGUUCCAAAAGUCUGAUAACAUGCCUUUGAUCAAGGGCUAUUUGGUUUCGGUCCAGUCGGUCAACAACCUCGCAGUCAACGGUGCCUACCACGAUCUUUUGAUUGAAGAGGAGGAUUACGAGCGCCUUCGCAAGUCGGUCGAUACAAACACCAACUUUGACAACAUCGCGCUUGCCAACCGGUUGGAGGGCCAUGAGUUGUUGGAAUUCAGGAGGAUUGCAGCUCAUCUGUUCAAGCGCAAUAAGAAGUGGCGCCAGUCGAUGACGCUUUCGAAGCAGGAUCGUCUUUACAAGGAUGCCAUGGAGACCGCUGCCGAUUCGAGGGAUACUGCAGUGGCAGAAGAAUUAUUGCAAUACUUUGUGGAAAGCGGGAAUAAGGAGUGCUUCGCUGCAUGUCUUUAUAUCUGCUACGACCUUGUCCGCCCCGACGUGGUCUUGGAGCUCGCAUGGAGACAUGGACUGACGGACUUUGCGAUGCCCUACAUGGUGCAAUUCAUGCGCGAGUACGUGACCAAGGUUGACAAGCUGGAGAAGGCCCAUGAGGAGAGGGUCGCUAAGGAAAGCAAGGAGCGGGGCUCGGACAUGACGCCGAUUCUGGGACCUGGCGGGCUGGGUAACAGCAGGAUGAUCACGGCAGGACCAGGGAUGAUUGUGCCUCAGCAGACAGGCAUGAUCCCACCACAGCAGACAGGCAUGAGCAUGGGCAUGGGUGGAUACGGGUUCUAG
This is a messenger RNA of Gamsiella multidivaricata, 5037 nucleotides long. RefSeq lists its product as uncharacterized. Bases 1 to 5037 code for a protein of 1678 amino acids. Lineage: Eukaryota; Fungi; Mortierellomycota; Mortierellomycetes; Mortierellales; Mortierellaceae. The record is from RefSeq and is a predicted model, not a curated record. Gene Ontology annotation, biological process: intracellular protein transport; Golgi to endosome transport; receptor-mediated endocytosis. Gene Ontology annotation, molecular function: structural molecule activity; clathrin light chain binding. Gene Ontology annotation, cellular component: actin cortical patch; clathrin coat of coated pit; clathrin complex. The transcript has 7 exons.